AUGCUGGGCAUCCAACGACCUCACAUCAAAGCUCGCAUACUACCCAGGCUUACUGUGAGCUUCACAAAAGAUUGUCAUCUAUCCCAGCAGGUCCGAUCGACACGUAACCGGCCGAUUGACACAAGUAGUAGUCACUACUUUAAUUACACCUCUGGUCGGUGGCUUAUCAAUGAGGCGCACCAACUCCAAACGCGCCAUGUCAACUUCAACGUGCCAGCGCUACAGCGAAUUGCCGGUCAACUGAUGGAAAGCCGAUAUGUUCAAAUGAACAAAAUACCCGAGGGGCUUUUCAACAAGGUGUUUUCUUUGCAAAUAGAGAAUGGAAAGAAGAUUUUGGCGAGACUUCCGAACCCGAACGCCGGCCAUGCCCAUUAUGUCGUGGCCAGUAAAGUCGCCACACUUGACUUUCUCCGAACCGUUCUCAAGAUACCGGUCCCCCGUGUUAUCUCGUGCAGCUCUUCCCCGGAGGUGAACCCCGUCGGUGCUGAAUACAUCCUAAUGGAGAGGGUGGAAGACCAGCAACUAAGCGAUGUUUGGGAUGAUAUAUCCGAAGCUCAACGCUUCGGACUUGGUCCGACCACGCAGCGGUCCUUCUGGGGAGACCAGGAGCGCGGAUUGGAGAUGGACAAGGAGGAAACGGCCCAGAAGUAUUUCGCCGCUAUCGCAAAGCGGGAGAUAUCACGCAUACAGACUGCACACGGCAGAUCCAGCAGUGUCACUGCACCUGUGGGCAACACGCGACGAAGGCGUGAUGCUCACAUCCAGCUCCUUGAGCAAUAUCUAACCGUGCUGCCCUACAUCCUACCACGCGAAGAGAUCCUUACGCCGGUCCUUUUACACUCGGACCUCCAUCACCAUAAUAUCUUCGUCGAUCCGUCCAAUCCCACUAAAAUCUCCAGCAUAAUCGACUGGCAAACCGUCCACACCGCCCCAUUAUUCAUGCAAGCGAGGUUCCCUUCGAUCUUCAACUGCGACGACAUAUACCCAUGGGGAGCAGUUCAACCCAAGCUACCCGAGGAUUUCGAAACCCUCUCGGCGGCCGAAAAACGACAAGCGGAAGAUCAGCUUGACCGGCUCCGAUUGAAAAAGUUCUACGAGCUGGCGUCACGGAAGUUCAACCCGGCGCUUAUCGAUGCGAUGGACAAGAUGCGAGAUGAUAGUGACCCGACCACUUUCCUAUUUCAUAUUGUCGAACGGUCUUCCGAGGACGGGCCAAUGCCAUUGAAGGAACUGUUGAUCCAGGUGUUUGAGCAAUGGGCCCGCAUUAUGGAACGGCGAGGCUCCACCGAACCGUGCCCCAUCUCGUUCUCGAGGACCGAGAUCGAAGAGAGUCGGCAGCAGGUCGGAGCCUGGGCAGCCGCGUUCGGGGAAUAUGAUGGUCUGCGGGCGGAACUGCUCGGUGACGAGGGCUGGGUCUCCCAUGAUGACUACGAGGAAGCGAGGAGCAGGUGGGAGAAGAACAAGGCGACUCUGGAGAGCUUACGGGAACGAUUGGAGACCUUGCUCUGA
Messenger RNA from Aspergillus fijiensis CBS 313.89, 1509 nucleotides. RefSeq lists its product as uncharacterized. Bases 1 to 1509 code for a protein of 502 amino acids. The record is from RefSeq and is a predicted model, not a curated record. The transcript has 4 exons. Gene Ontology annotation, cellular component: mitochondrion. NCBI's taxonomy places the organism in Eukaryota, Fungi, Ascomycota, Eurotiomycetes, Eurotiales, Aspergillaceae.